AUGGUCGUUGGUGAUGGUUCUGAUGGUGCCGUCGUGCCGCAACGUGCUGUGAAUUCCACAGCUCCUGGUAACGAUCAGGAAUCAUGGAUUGCAGUGAAUUCCAUGGUCGUGGGAUGGCUCCGAACAUCUAUCACACCUCGUGUUAGAUCUACGGUGUCGUUCAUUACGGAUGCUCACAAUUUGUGGGAAAAUCUGAAGGAACGUUUUUGCGUGGGAAACAAGGUUCGUGUUCAUCAUCUUCGAACACAGAUUGCUUCGUGCCGACAAGACGGACAGCCUGUAAUUGAUUAUUACGGCAAGCUUCAAUCGAUGUGGGAUGAACUUUACUUGUACAAGCCUCUUCCAGCAUGUACGUGUUCUGCAGUUCAUCAAUAUGCAAAGGAUCGGGAAGAAGAAAAAGUUAACAAAUUUGUGAUGGGACUUGAUGAGUCUCGGUUUGGGAAUGUGAUUCAAGCUAUUGUUGAUGCGGAUCCAUCGCCUGAUUUGGCACAAGCAUACGCACGCGUGAUCCGCGAAGAACAGAGACUUCUCAAUGCCAAGGCACGAGAAACUCAGACUGAUGCAGUUGGAUUUGCUACUCGGCGUGAUUCGUCGAUGGAGAUGGUGCAGCAACAGCUCACGGCCUGGAAUCCACAAAACAAGAACAAGGAACGCAGCAAUCUUCUUUGUUCUCAUUGUGGAAAAACAGGACAUGAGAAAGCCUUUUGCUGGCAGAUAAUCGGUUUUCCGGAGUGGGUUACCGAACGAGCUGGACGUGGUGGUGGUGGAAGAGGAGCAAGCAGAGGUGGUCGUGGUUCUGUUUCGCUUGGACGUGGUCGAGGUCAAGCGAAUGUGGCACACGCUACGUCGAGUAAUGCCUCUGUUUUUCCAGAAUUCACAGCAGAACAAUGGAAGGCAAUUAGCCUGAUGGCACAAACACAAUCUGGUGGAGGAAAUCCCGACAAGCUGUCUGGUAAGAGAUUUGGUGAUGUUAUUAUCGACAUAGGUGCCUCUCAUCACAUGACAGGAAAUUUAUCCUUGUUAUGUGAAGUCACAAUCACGCCACCUUGGUCUAUUGGCUUUGCUGAUGGCAGUAAAACGAUGUCGAUGUGUAUGGGUGUAUUUCCAAUCACUGACGUGAUAUCACUUCAGAAUGUGCUUUAUGUCCCAGAUUUGAAUUGCACUCUGAUUUCGGACCGUUCCUCGAGGACCCUGAUUGGAGCCGGUGAAGAACGGGAUGGUGUGUAUUAUCUGACGGAUGUGACAACAGUUCGAGCUAACAAAGUGGACGCGGUUUCUGAUCAAGCUUUGUGGCAUCGGCGUUUGGGACAUCCUGCUUUCUCAGUGUUUUCGGCUUUACCUUUUUCUGAUAUUUCGCGUUCUGAUGCUAGUCCGAGUCCUUGUGAUGUGUGUUUUCGGGCUAAGCAAACAAGAGAAGUUUUUCCUGAAAGUUUGAAUAAAACAAUGGAAUGUUUUGAAUUGAUCCAUGUUGAUGUUUGGGGUCCAUAUCGAGUUCCUUCUAGCUGUGGUGCUUCUUAUUUUUUGACUAUUGUUGAUGAUUUCUCUCGAUCUGUAUGGAUUCAUCUAUUACUUGCAAAGUCUGAAGUACGGCAAUUUUUGCAAAAAUUUUGUGCUUAUUCGGAGAAACAGUUUGGAAAAACUGUCAAGACCAUUCGUAGUGACAACGGUACUGAGUUUACCUGCUUAUCUUCGUUCUUUAAAGAACAUGGGAUUAUGCAUCAAACGUCAUGUGUAGCUACACCGCAACAGAAUGGACGUGUCGAAAGAAAGCAUCGACAUAUUUUAAACGUGGCUCGAUCUUUACUGUUUCAAGCAAGUUUACCUGUUAAAUUCUGGGGUGAGGCAGUGUUAACAGCAGCACAUGUUAUCAAUCGAACUCCUACUUCGAUUCAUAAGGGUCGUUCCCCUUAUGAACUUUUGUUUGGCUCAAAACCCAGCUACGAUCAGUUAAAAGUCUUUGGUUCCUCAUGUUACACACAUGUUCGCUCUCGAGACAAAGACAAGUUUGGAGAGCGCAGUAGACAUUGCAUCUUUGUGGGUUAUCCAUUUGGCAAGAAAGAGUGGCGAGUUUAUGAUCUUGAAACAGAGGAGUUUGUUGUGUCCCGUGAUGUGGUGUUUCAGGAAGAUGUGUUUCCAUUUCGUGAUACGCAACGUGACGUAGAGGGAAGAGUUUCUAGUUCACCUACAUUUGUAGAUGAUGAUUGGAAUAUAGUCACUAACUUGGAAGAUACUACCGUGGAAGACAGGGGGAGUAACUUAGAAGACAGGGGGAGUAGUGAAACAUCGAUUGUUUCUCCACCGACAUCAGAUUCCUUAGCUAUUGUACGUGUGUCACACAACGAGACAUUUGUCUCAGAACCUGCAACACCUGUGUCACACACGAUACAACCUGUGUCACACACUACACCGUCUGUAUCUCCAGCUGCUCCUGAAACAUCGAUUAUUUCCCUUGACUCUGUCUCUCCAACUCCACAAGACCCUAUUUCCACGGAUGAGAGUGUGGAUCCUCCUUUGGGUCGGGGACAACGUCCAAAAGCACCUCCAAAGAGUCUUGCUGAUUACUUGGUUUACAAUGUGAGUUGCAUCGAUAAUACACAUCCCGUUCUCUCCGACUCUGAGUUUGUGUCUCCGAAAAUGGUCCCAGGUAACACACCAUAUCUUCUUGAAAAUUUUAUCUCUGACGCUUUGUUCUCUCCUGGUCAUCAAGCUUUUCUUGCUGCGAUCAUAGCCGGCAAAGUACCUAAGAAUUACCGAGAAGCAUUGCUAGAUAAAAUAUGGUGCGAUGCAAUGGUGAAGGAGGUGGAUGCUUGUGAACUCACUAAGACUUGGAGUAUUAUUGAUUUACCACCUGGCAAGGUUGCUCUUGGAAACAGUUGGGUGUAUACACUCAAAUACAAUGCUGAUGGCACUCUUGAACGUCACAAAGCUAGGUUGGUUGUUCUUGGAAAUCACCAGGUAGAGGGAGAAGAUUUUACUGAGACAUUUGCUCCUGUGGCUAAGAUGACUACACUGCGUAGCUUGCUGAAAAUUAUUGCUGCAAACAAUUGGGAAGUUCAUCAGAUGGAUGUGCAUAAUGCUUUUCUUCGCGGUGAUCUUGAUGAAGAAGUAUAUAUGAAGCUUUCGUUGGGCUUUCGUCAUAAAGAUCCAAACAAAGUGUGUCGCUUACACAAGUCGUUGUAUGGACUUAAACAAGCACCUCGUUGUUGGUUUGCUAAACUCACUACAGCUUUGAAAGAGGUUGGUUUUGUUCAGUCUUACUCCGACUACUCUUUAUUUAUCUACUCGAAGAAUAGUGUUGAGAUUCGAGUUCUUAUUUACGUGGAUGAUUUGUUGAUUUGUGGAAAUAAGUCGGCUGCUUUAUCUAAGUUCAAGGAGUAUUUGGGAGAGUGUUUUCGUAUGAAGGAUCUUGGUAGGAUGAAAUAUUUUUUGGGCCUUGAAGUUGCUCGCAGUAACGAAGGGAUAUUUUUAUCUCAACGAAAGUAUACAUUGGAUAUUGUUGCUGAGACGGGUCUUCUUGGUUCUAAACCGGUGUGCUUUCCUAUGGAGGAGAAACACAAUUUGGCAAGGGAUACAAGUCCGUUCUUGGCUGAUCCUUUACCAUAUCGACGACUUGUUGGUCGCCUCAUUUAUCUCCUCCUUACUCGACCAGAUCUAUCCUAUUCGGUGCAUAUUCUUUCACAGUUCAUGCAUACUCCACGGGAAGCUCACUGGGAGGCAGCGUUACAUGUUGUUCGGUUUCUCAAAUACACCGCCGGCCAAGGGAUUCUUUAUAGUUCUAAACCGGACUUGACACCCACGGCUUAUUGUGAUUCUGAUUAUGCGGGCUGUCCUAUGACGAGACGGUCAUUAAGUGCUUAUGUAAUGUUUCUUGGAGGCUCACCCAUCUCAUGGAAAACACGAAAACAAGGGAUUGUUUCUCGCUCAUCCGCUGAAGCCGAAUAUCGCUCGAUGCGUCUGGCUCUAGAUGAAGUAUUAUCGCUUCGACAACUUCUUAAGGAACUUGGUUUUCCAUUUACUGCACCGGUGCGACUGUUUUGUGAUAGUGAAGCCGCCAUCCACAUUGCAGCGAAUCCUGUGUUCCAUGAACGGACAAAACACGUAGAAGCUGAUUGUCAUGCCGUUCGUGAUGUUGUUCUUGAUGGAACUAUAGCUACUAUACAUGUUGGGACUACCGACCAGCUUGCAGAUUUGCUCACCAAACCACUUGGUCGUCCGCAGUUUGAGAGUUUAGUGUCCAAGUUGAGCAUUGUCAAUUUGCAUGCUCCAACUUGA
Microthlaspi erraticum is the source of this 4272-nucleotide messenger RNA. The record is from the annotation of a GenBank genome assembly. NCBI's taxonomy places the organism in Eukaryota, Viridiplantae, Streptophyta, Magnoliopsida, Brassicales, Brassicaceae.